AUGUCGGACGACGGUCAGGAGCUUGUUACCAAGCCUUUCAAGUUUGUCACUGGUAUGUUCAAUGUUUGCUUCCCUGAUAAUCCCGCUACUGGCACUGACGCUCGUUUCCCCAACCAGAACCAGACCAAGCACUGCUGGCAAAACUACGUCGAUUACCACAAGUGCAUUCUCGCCAAGGGUGAGGACUUUGCGCCUUGCCGCCAGUUCUGGCUAUCUUACCGAUCUCUCUGCCCCUCUGGCUGGUAUCAGCGCUGGGAUGAGCAGCGCGAGGCCGGAAACUUCCCCGUCAAGCUCGACGCUUAA
Molecule: messenger RNA, 303 nt
Organism: Fusarium fujikuroi IMI 58289
Lineage: Eukaryota; Fungi; Ascomycota; Sordariomycetes; Hypocreales; Nectriaceae
Product: probable COX12-cytochrome-c oxidase, subunit VIB
Exons: 4
Coding region: 1-303 (100 amino acids)
Cellular component (GO): respiratory chain complex IV; mitochondrion
Source: RefSeq, a predicted model, not a curated record